Molecule: messenger RNA, 2545 nt
Organism: Tachysurus fulvidraco (yellow catfish)
Lineage: Eukaryota; Metazoa; Chordata; Actinopteri; Siluriformes; Bagridae
Gene: orai2
Product: ORAI calcium release-activated calcium modulator 2
Exons: 4
Coding region: 181-1023 (280 amino acids)
Biological process (GO): store-operated calcium entry
Cellular component (GO): membrane
Molecular function (GO): store-operated calcium channel activity
Source: RefSeq, a predicted model, not a curated record
GACCUGCCGAAUCCCAAAAGAGGAGGAUCUAUAAAGACGGAAACAAAAAUAAUCCCGGCUCGAUUCAGUCUCACCAGACUCCCUGUGCGUGUCUUGCAAAAAAAAAAGGCAGUUUUUUCUGCACCUUAACAGCGAACGAGGAGAUUCUUUUCAAUACACGCGCAACAGAAGAUAUGUGCCAUGAACGCUAUCCAUAAAGGCGGGGAAACCCAACCGUUGGCUAUGAACAGCGAACUCAACGUUCCAGUGGCCUCGUCCACAGCCGGGAUGUCCGAUCGGCUUCAGGAUGGUGGAGGGAUGGAUUAUCGGGACUGGGUCCGGCGCAGCUAUCUCGAGCUGGUGACCUCCAACCAUCACUCAGUGCAGGCGCUGUCUUGGAGGAAGCUCUAUCUGAGCAGGGCCAAACUCAAAGCGUCUAGCCGCACAUCCGCUUUGCUCUCCGGCUUCGCCAUGGUAGCCAUGGUGGAGGUGCAGCUGGAGGUGCAGUACAACUACCCACGUGCUCUUCUGGUGGGUUUCAGCGUGUGCACCACAGUGCUGGUGGCUGUUCACCUGUUUGCGCUGCUCGUCAGCACGUGCAUCCUGCCCAACGUGGAGGCGGUGAGCAACAUCCACAACCUGAACUCGGUGUGCGAGUCGCCACACGAGCGCAUGCACUACUACAUCGAGCUUGCCUGGGGCUUCUCUACGGCACUCGGCAUCUUGCUCUUCCUCGCCGAGGUCGUGCUGCUGUGCUGGAUCAAGUUCCUGCCUGUGGACUCUGGGAUGUUUCCUAAACCGGGGGUGGUGACAGGGCCUGGCGCAACGGUGUCAGUCCCUGAGCCGGGCUACAGCGGCUGGCAGGCUGCACUCGCCUCCACUAUCAUCAUGGUGCCUGUGGGGAUCAUCUUCGUCAUAUUCACUGUGCAUUUCUAUCGCACACUGGUGCGCCACAAGACCAAGCGCCAUGACCAGGAGAUCGAAGAGCUGCACAAGAUCAAGGUGCAGCUAGAUGGCCAUGAGCGCGGCCUACAAGCCGUGUGAUCUUCAGGGAUAUUUUUGCUUUAGUUCUUGCUUCUUGGUGGUCACUCUAUCUUUACGUCUAUACGCACCUUUAACUUUGCUCGUUGUCAAAUUAUAUUCCUGCAUUUUUUUUUUUUUUUUUUAAACAAACGCAACAACUCUUAUAUGGCCUGUUUACAGAAUUGCACCAAGGGCUUUUUUUUCUAAUGAGAUUAAGACUUUGCCAUCUUCUGUUGCCAUGCUCCAAGAACCAAUUAUGGCUUAAGGGAGUAUUUAUAUUUCACUCUUUAGUUCCCCUUUUGCUGGCUGUGUGGUGUUUAUACAGGGGACAUAUAAUAACGUCAUACAAACAUAAUGGCAAACUUGCAUUUAAUACAAAGAGAAGCGCACGUCUUUAUACCCUCUCUGUCAUCCUGACUCCCUCAGUCGCUGGCCAAUGCUUUAAGAUUGCACGUGAACUAUUUAUUCAUGUAUCUCAAUAUAAGCUAAGAUCCCCACACAAUGAACAAGAAAUGCACUCGUCAUGGGCUACUGAUUUGUUCAACCCUGCUUUUAUAUAUGGUAUGCCAAAACUGAUCAUAGGAUAUGUAUGGGAUACAAAAAAAAAAAAACGCAGGAGUUUGCCUUACAGUAAGCAGUAAAGCUGACUAGGCCUAAGUCGAAGGGGGUCCGAUAUGCAACAACGAUGAAUGUGUGCCUUUUUUUUUUUUUGCCAACAAUGUAGUGUUACGUCUUCUACGUUUUUUUGUUUGUUUGUUUUUUAAAUACAAAGGAGUCGAGUCUCUUUACCCUUACCAUGUGUAGAAGUUACAGUCCCUGUUUGUCUUGUCUUUUGAAUAACUUUAUAGAACCAUUUCAACAACCGAUAUGCUAAUAGUCUUAAACUCUUAACAGUUGACACAUUUCAGUAUUUUUAAGCAGUCAGUUUGAAGCCUAGAGCAGACUCUUGGUGUAGUGUGGUUUGAAUAUGUUUGUGUGUCUGUGCAUGUCACACAGUGUUUGUCAGUUUGUAUUACAGGUGGUUUACAGUAGGGAAACGGCUGAAUGUUUGUGCCCAGCUUCAUAUAUUGACUGACUGAACAUGUCCUGAAUGCCGCUACUUCUUACUUCAGAGAUGCAUUCGAGCCCACCAACACCAAGCUCAUCUUCAUCUCACCCGCUCAACACGCCUCCUCUGAACAUUUCUGCUCCCUUUACUUAACAUGAAGACACGGGGACGACAUUCCAAAGUGUUUUGACCAACAACUGCCUGCCUUAUCUCAAAUACGAGACAUAGAAAGUGCACUUGUAGCGUAACGGACGGCGAGUAGAAGAGUCGUAUUUCACAAACCUGCGAUUACGAUACGGGAAGCUGUUACACAACGGAAAUAUGUCAGAAUGUUACUGUGGGGUAUUUAUCAAUGCACAAACUAGCAUUUGUGUACUUUAUCCAUUGAUGUUAAAACUGUACCGAUCACUUGAUGUCCACUUAGUGCCAAAGGCCCUAAAGAGACCAAAAUAAACAGCAGUAAACAUCACAAAAAUAAAAAACAGUCACUCUGUG